This is a messenger RNA of Terrapene triunguis (Three-toed box turtle), 871 nucleotides long. Its product is annotated as zinc finger protein 90-like. NCBI's taxonomy places the organism in Eukaryota, Metazoa, Chordata, Testudines, Emydidae. Gene Ontology annotation, biological process: regulation of DNA-templated transcription. The transcript is spliced from 3 exons. The coding region runs from base 1 to 471 and encodes 156 amino acids. The record is from RefSeq and is a predicted model, not a curated record.
AUGCAGGAGAACUAUGAGAACGUGACCUUGCUGGGGUGUCCAGUUUCCAAACCUGAUGUGAUCUCCCAGCUGGAACGAGGGGAGGAGCCGUGGGUUCCGGAUCUCCAGGGCUGUGAAGAAGGAGAGAUCCCCAGAGGUGCCUGCGCAGGUGCUGGGAUGGUGAGUGAGGAGAAGAAGCAGAAUCCUCAGCAGGAAGAUUCUGAGCAAGUGGCACCACAUGGGGGAUUAUCGCACGGCUCCAGAGGGAAUGUGUCCCGGCAUCGUGUGCAGGGCAAAGCCUGUGAGAGUCAGCACAGGCCGAGAGGGAGCAGAGAAACCAGUCAGCGGAGAAAGUGGGUAACUCCAUUAAUUGUCAGGGAACUCACCAGGACCUCCUGGAAACCACAGCCCAGCCGAGAAUACCCACAGGAGAGAGAAAAAACACAUGCACUGAGUGUGGAAAACAUUUCACUAACCACUCAGCCCUUUUAAAACAUCAGAGAAUCCACACAGGAGAGAGACCCCAUGAAUGCAGUGAGUGCGAGAAAACCUUCACUGUCAACUCAGACCUUACUGGACAUCAGAAUAUCCACAAGGGAAAGAUACCCCAUCAGUGCUCUGAGUGUGGAAAAACGUUCACACAGAGUUCAGCUCUUAUUACAUAUCAGAGGAUCCACACUGGAGUGAGACCCUAUGAGUGCCAUGAAUGCGGGGAAAAAGUCAGUGUCAAGACAGCCCUCAAUACACAUCAGAGGAUCCACAUGGGAGAGCACCCCUAUGAGUGCUGUGAGUGUGGGAAACUGUUCUGUCAGAAAUCAACCCUAAUUACACAUCAGGCAAGGCAUACAGGAGAGAGACCCUAUCAGUGCUGUGAGUGCGGGAAGGGCUUCAG